GCAUGAGCAGGAAAAUUCAGAGAACAGCGUCCAGCCUGAGGGGAUGAAGAUGGCCGCAUCAGCGGCAUCACGGCGUCCAGAGAAUGCUGCCUCUAAAUAGAACUGAAGUGUCGGUCUGAAAUCAAAUAAGAUUUCUUACAAGCUCAUUGAAGAAAUGUUGAACUGUGGUUCUCUAUAGCAAGGUGCAACGGUAUGAUCUCGGAUUGAACAGCCUGAAGGCCCCUUCAAUGCAGGGGCUGCUGCUGUCACUACCCAAAAGGAUUCUUGCUAGAGGCGUGGUUGACCAUGGAAGCAAGUGCUCAGCUCUUUGUCCGUUCAGAUGGGAAGCGAAUGUGCUUUUUCCUGCCCCCAUCUGUGCGGGACAAAGAUGGGGUGGUCCGGAAGCAAGUCAAGGAAUUGGUGGAGAAUUACGGUGGGAGGUUCAGAACCCCAAGCCUAAGAUUGCCUCAGGACGACGUGGUGAUUCAGUUGGUUCAUGUCGGCGAUGCUGGGAAUGAGAAAGCAUUGCAAGCUGCGAAAGCACGAGGCGAAAAGCUGUACUUUUGUACAUAUGUCCUGGACAGCGUCAAGAAAGGGAUACUACUGAAAUCGGAGGAUUAUGAGGUGCAUCCCCCUCCCCCAUCGGCCGGUCCUAAGCGGACUUACCACCACUGGACUCGAGAGGAAGAUAAAGCCAUUUUAGAGUAUGCAUCUAAAAGUAUCUUGGCACGAAGGGGUGACAUCUUCUGGCAGGAAGCAGAGCGUCAGAAGGUCACCCCGCACAGUUGGCAGGCCAUGAAAGAGCGCUACAACAAGUAUCUCGCCCCUGCUCAGAAGCCCAAGGCCAACGCCCCACCUGCCGGACACCCCCCAACAGACCUUGCGCUGAGAGCUGGAUCAAGCCAGCCUCACCUCCCAAUCACCCCUAGCGCAAACGAGCAUGCGGUUACGCCUGGCCCGGCUGUCGAGAAGCAAACGGCUGGGAGUGCUAAGCAGAGUCAGAAAGCGGGGUCUGAGGGUCCCAAGCAGCGGGAACGUGAGCAGGAAGUGCAGGCAGUUAAUUCAGCAGCCACACCUGGGGCAAGAGUGCCGGAGCCGUCUCGGGGGGGACCAAAGAACGGGCUUACGGAUGCCGGUCAAAAACAGCGGGAAGCAGGACAAGAGGCUGUGCCUGUUCAUGGCCCCUCAGUCAACGAAACCGCCCCUCGAAAACCGCAAGGGAAGCAGCCUUCGGCUAAAGCGGUUCCUGAGCUUGCGCAACAAAACCAAACCCCUCUCCAGGCGACCUCGCACCCGAAACCGGGCCAGAAGGCUCCACUUUUGUAUACCAGCCAGGCAGAUAAGCUGCAAAAGCAGCCCCUGGGGAAAAGUGAGCGAGCCCCUGCCCAAAUACCCCCCAAACCGCUUCAGAAAGUCCCUCCUCCGGGUGCUAACCAGCCAGCCGAGCAUCCACAGAAGGCCCCCGAACCGAGUCCUGUCCCAACCGCCCGACCACUCCCGCCCAAAACAAGUCAGCCCGCCCAAUUGCUCACAUCUUCGCACGGUGCGGCCGUGCUGAGGGCCCCCCCAAAAGCUGCACUUUUGAAGCCGGUUCCUGUCCAGAUCCUUGGCGCGGCAGCGGCUGUGCGGGAGCGGGCGCACAGGGACGAGGUGGGGGCUGGGCAAGCUCCUACGGUUCCGCGCGAGGCUCCCUUCACCCAGGCCCCGGACUUGGAGUUCACCGUGCCAGAGACACCCCCGGAAACGUGGGACGGUUCUCAGCGAGAGGAGGAAGCAUUGGGGAAGCCAGCAGAAUUUGAGAUGAAUGAAGGUGAUCAACAGAGGGUCGCGGCUGUGGAGCGUAGGGAAGGCAGCGGCGGUUUGGAGGAGGCGAGAGCGAGAGAAAGAAAGCGUGCGAGGGAUGAUGUAGGGGCCGGGGCGGCAGCAGCACCGGGAGUGGUAGGCGGUGCCAAGAAGCAGCGGAUAGAGGCUCAGAAACCCUCUGCGAAAGGAGUCCUGCCAGGCUCGCCUCGUGAGGAACUGUGGUUUGAUGUCUUGCCACCUGUUAAAGAACAGGAGCGUCACGCAGAUGGAGGGGACGGCGCUCAAGCAGGAGUCGGACCAUCGAAUGCAGCCCCUGAAGCCAAUAGCCGCCUGCCAGCUGUCACCGCAAAGGGGCCUUCCGACGACAGACAUAGAGGACGAGGAGCCGAUCUGGGGGGAAGUAUAGAGAUGGGCGAAGCCGGACAGCAUCAACGAGAGCCUGACGGGGAGGUCGGACCUGCAGAAAAAAGCGGGACCGUAGGCGGAGAGAACGCUGAAACAGGUCGAGUCGCAGAGAUCAGAGGGGAGGGAGGGCGCGGAGAGGAUAGAGCCUCCCAGGGCCUGACAAAGCAGUUAGAAGAGACAAAGCGGCGGCGUUUACGAAAAGCAAACGGGGAGCUGGUCGGGGAAGCCAAGAGGCGCGGGGCCGAGCCACCGCCCGCCCGACCGUCCGAUGUGCCGCCAGAGAGGGUGGCCGUGAUCCGGUCGUGGGUGGCGGACUUCGUGAAGCAGUACGGUUGCAGCCAGGAUGACAUCAUUGCAAAGGUGAUAGAGGCGUCCGGCGACUUCGAGGCUGCACGACCGUUGCUUGAUCCACGGAGUCGGAGCGCUGCGAAGGGCCCUGUUUGGAGUUUAAGAGAGGACCAUGUGCUUUUAACACAGCCGGUAGAUGAGAGAGAUGUGCACCCCGAGUACGUCAACCUUCGAGAGGUUUUUGGGAGUACUGCAGUGGAGAGCAGACUGACAUUUCUGGGACGGUUAUGAUAGAAAGAACCAGGAGUUUACUACUCACUGCACCCUGACGAAGGCCAAGCUCUGUAGCGUCCAUUUUCGUUGCACCUUCGACGAUGCCACAUUGGCUUUCUCAGUACCAAUAAUUGCAAUUGGCAAUUAGUUGUGAGCUAGCAACCGACUCUUCAGAUCAAAAAUCGACG
Molecule: messenger RNA, 2936 nt
Organism: Klebsormidium nitens
Lineage: Eukaryota; Viridiplantae; Streptophyta; Klebsormidiophyceae; Klebsormidiales; Klebsormidiaceae
Source: the annotation of a GenBank genome assembly